AUGGCGACCACAGUGAGCGAGUCGUCUCCCUUACUGCCACAGCAUGCCUCGCCCAGCGAGUCACCAUCCCGUCCCUCUCUACGCACUCAACGCACUGUCACUUUCAAUCCUCUGACAUCCGUGAGUACGCAGUCUGGAGCCACCUCCUCCGCAGCUCUCAGACCCGUACAGAGUCCGUCAGCGGCCCUGACCGGUUCCACUCAGGCCAUUCGAGAUCAACCGCCUAUGCUGAGUGCAUUCAACUCGAAACUGCGCAGAAGAAAUAGUCACGGCGCCCCGCUGCCAACCACGCAGCCCUUUACUCCAGCUCCGAGAGCAGGCGCCCAGAGGACUACCAAAACCACGGAGAAAUUAAAAAUAUUACCGAACCCGGAUAUCGGUGACGAAGAACGAGAUGAGGAAAGUGGCAGAGACGUAUAUUCCCAGUUCACCCGGAUAAAGGACCCUACAGCCAGGAGGGAUGCUGCGAGAUUGGGGAAGGCGGAUCGGGAUCGUUUGCCUCGAGUCACGGCAUACUGCAUGGCACAGGGCUAUCGGCUUGACGGGAUUAUGAAAUUCAUGAAGUCGAGAGCAAGGACAAGAGGUGCCAACCCCAAGCUAUUCGACGAGUGUCUCUAUAGCCCCUAUGACUACGACUAUGUGAAGAAGAACAAAGGAGGGGACAGAAGUUCAAGUCCGGUCGAGGAAAGGAUCGCAAGAGUCAUGGCUUCGCCGAGAAUUAGCCCCAGGGAGAGACGCUUCUCGGACAGUGCCGUGGAGGUGGAAGACAACAAAAAAACCAGAAGAGAUCAACUCAUCGACCUGCAAGACGAGCUGGAUACGUCGACAGGCAUUGCUGCAACGACAGAAAAUACAACUACAGACCUGACUGCCAUUGCCAGCCGUUCUUCCACCGACAUCCCAACCGAAAGCGAUGCCAUGCGCCCCCGAGCGGACUCGGAAUUCUCCACGACAGUCCACAUACCCGAAAUCUUCAUCUUCGACUACGGCACUGUUGUCAUCUGGGGCAUGACAGUUCAACAAGAGCAGAGAUUUCUCAAUGACAUGUCCAAGUUCAGCGAUGCGUCUUUACCUACCGAAUCUGUCCAAACCGAGAACUUCAAUUUCUACUACACAAAGGAAUACCAAGCGCGCAUUUACAACGACUUCAUUUCCCUGCGGGAACCACGAAACCACAUGACCAAGCUGGCCAUUUCACACGCCCUGUCCCAAUCCGUCAAGACGAGUCUGUUUGAGGACCUGGUCAGCGAGACCAUUGAAACAACCGCACCACUACCGGCACUCAUCGCCCAGACUGGCAGCGUCAACUUGACCAGACGUCAAUUGAACAUGCAAAUUGGGGAGCUUUUUAUCUUGCGGAUCAAUAUUCACUUGCAAGGCUCCGUUCUGGAUUCCCCUGAGUUGAUGUGGUCCGAACCGCAUUUGGAACCCGUGUAUGCCGCUGUCAGGAGUUACCUGGAAAUUGAGCAGCGGGUUGGAUUGUUGACAGAGCGGCUGGAUGUUAUUGCUGACCUUCUUGCUGUGCUGAGAGAACAAGGCAGUAGACGACAUGGUGAAGUGCUGGAAUGGAUUGUUAUCAUUCUCAUUGCUGCGGAAAUCUUGGUUGCCGCCAUCAAUAUCGUCGUCGACCUCUACGCUGGUAUCGACUGA
Molecule: messenger RNA, 1650 nt
Organism: Fonsecaea multimorphosa CBS 102226
Lineage: Eukaryota; Fungi; Ascomycota; Eurotiomycetes; Chaetothyriales; Herpotrichiellaceae
Exons: 4
Coding region: 1-1650 (549 amino acids)
Source: RefSeq, a predicted model, not a curated record